AUGAGCUGCGUCCUGAACGGCGUCGUGCCCUUGGGGCUGCUGCUGCUGGUCUGCGGGGCCCAGGGCUUCUUCCUGCCCAACGUCACCCACUUGGAGGAGCUGCUCAGUAAAUACCAGCAGGACAGGCCCCACUCCCGGGUCCGGAGGGCCAUUCCCAGGUCGGACAAGGAGGAGAUCCUCAUGCUUCACAACAAGCUGCGGGGCCAGGUGCACCCCCCGGCCUCCAACAUGGAGUACAUGACCUGGGACGAGGAGCUGGAGAGGUCGGCCGCGGCGUGGGCUCACGAGUGCAUCUGGGAGCACGGGCCCACCGGUCUGCUGGUGUCCCUUGGGCAGAACCUGGCCGUCCACUGGGGCAGGUACCGUUCUCCCGGCUUCCACGUGCAGUCCUGGUACGACGAGGUGAAGCACUACACGUACCCCUACCCCCACGAGUGCGACCCCUGGUGUCCGGAGAGGUGCUCCGGGCCCAUGUGCACCCACUACACGCAGAUAGUCUGGGCCGCCACCAACAAGGUCGGCUGUGCUGUGAACACCUGCCCGAGGAUGAACGUGUGGGGAGAUGUCUGGGAGAACGCGGUCUACCUCGUGUGCAAUUACUCUCCAAAGCACAAGUGUGUGCUCCGCUUCCUGCUCUUGCCCCGAGGCUGCAUCUCCCUCCUCAGGAGGCUGUCAUCCCCAGCCCCGCCGGAUGACAGUCAAUGCCCCCGCGGUCUGCACGUCGUAUCCCGGAUGGGAGCAGAAAGGCGCUCCCGGGGGGUCACGACCUACCUCGAAGAGACUUUCGUCCCCAAACCCGAAACGGACGAGAUGAACGAGGUGGAGGUGGCUCCCGUCCCGGAAGAGAAGCACGUCUGGGUCCAGCCGAGGGUGACCAGACCCACGAAGCCCAAGAAAGCGGCCGCGGUGAACUACAUGACCCAAGUUGUCAGCUGUGACACCAAGAUGAAGGACAAGUGCAAAGGGUCCACGUGCAACAGGUACCAGUGCCCAGCGGGCUGCCUGAGCAGCAAGGCGCCGGUGUUCGGAACUCUCUUUUACGAAAGUUCGUCCAGCAUAUGCCGGGCCGCCAUUCACUACGGGAUCCUGGACGCCAAAGGUGGCCUGGUGGACGUCACCAGGAACGGGAAGGUCCCCUUCUUCGUCAGGUCUGAGAGAAACGGCGUGGAGUCUUUGAGCAGGUACAAACCUUCCAGCUCGUUCAUGGUGUCCAAAGUAAAAGUGCAGGACUUGGACUGUUACACCACCGUUGCUCAGCUCUGCCCGUUCGAGAAGCCGGGGACCCACUGCCCAAGAGUUCAUUGUCCGGCACACUGCAAAGACGAGCCGUCCUACUGGGCUCCCGUGUUUGGAACUAACAUCUACGCAGACACUUCAAGCAUCUGUAAGACGGCCGUGCACGCGGGAGUCAUCGGGCAGGAGAGCGGGGGUUACGUGGAUGUGAUGCCAGUGGACAAAAAGAAGGCCUACGUGGGCUCGCUCAGGAACGGAGUGCAGUCUGAAAGAACAUUCUUCACGAGGGGUCCCAGCGCCGCUUCGGGCUGCCAGACCGGUUUCUGGCCCAUGCCGCUCAUUCUCACCUGUGCCCUGCUGUCCGUGGAAGAGCUCGGUGCCCGUGCCGGCCUCCCGGCCUCCCGGCCUGCUGGGGAGUCUCAGCUGUACGUGGAGACGCGGCAGAAUCGCAUCCAGACCCCCAGGGGCCCCGCGCCCCGUCUCGCCAAGCGCUCCCAUCGGAUGCCCGUUCCAGAAGUUCAGCCCCGGGGUAGCCAAGAGCACGAAGCUGCCAUGAGGCGAGGGGAAAACAGGCAAGAAUUCCGAGCGGCCUGCUUCCCGAGGAUCGCCGCCCUGGCCGAGAAGUCUGAGAGCGCAGGGGCCCUUCGGGUGGCUGUUACCUACCGGAUGCGCGACCUGGGGCGGCUGCGUGACCUCGGGGGAGUCCUGCUUCCCUCUCGCUGCCUCGGCCUCCUCGCCUGCACGCCAGGGUCCGUCGCGCAGCCCCCGGGGAAGAAGGCCAAAGGCGCGUACAGAGCGUGCGGCCUGCGAGCCUAG
Messenger RNA from Puma concolor (puma), 2049 nucleotides. The record is from RefSeq and is a predicted model, not a curated record. NCBI's taxonomy places the organism in Eukaryota, Metazoa, Chordata, Mammalia, Carnivora, Felidae.